Molecule: messenger RNA, 1142 nt
Organism: Anolis carolinensis (green anole)
Lineage: Eukaryota; Metazoa; Chordata; Lepidosauria; Squamata; Anolidae
Product: placenta-specific gene 8 protein
Exons: 6
Coding region: 340-675 (111 amino acids)
Biological process (GO): positive regulation of transcription by RNA polymerase II
Source: RefSeq, a predicted model, not a curated record
AAGAUUGCGAGUCCUUCUCAUAAUAUUGCGCUUAGAUGGUAACCAGAGCAAUUCGACUCAGAUGUAAGUCCUUCCAAGUUGGGUUUACUAAUUUCAAGUAAAUUGCAUUAUUCUUUCCUUGGAGCAACUCUAGUUUCCAGUGAAACCUCCCCAGGAAGGAUUGCCUGAUGCAGGACUCCCUGUUCUUGGUUCCUGCAAAAGUCAUUAAUUCAAAGCAGCCAAUCAUCACCAAACUUGGAAAGCUACAAAAGAUUCACUGCUUCAGUAAGACAUCUCUAUAGUUCCUCUUGACUCCAACACAAAAGUUCCUUUGCCUCCUUCCAAGCCCUUGCUUGCAGAAUGAGCACUCCGGUGAUCAUGAGUCAACCUCAGGUUGUGGUUGUCCAACAACAAAGCCCCCAAUGGCAGACCGACCUACUCGACUGUUUUAGCGACUGUGGCAUAUGUCUCUGUGGAACAUUUUUCCCUCUAUGUUUGGGCUGCCAAGUUGCUGCAGAUAUGGAUGAAUGCUGCCUCUGCGGUCCAACCAUGGCCAUGAGGUCUGUCUACCGGACAAAAUACGGGAUCCCCGGAUCUCUCUUGGGGGACUUCUGUGUUAACUUGUGGUGCCCGCACUGUGCGCUUUGCCAGCUGAAGAGAGACAUCAACAAAAGACGGGAUAUGGGGAUUUUCUAGGAAGAACUAUUCAAGAAAACAGUGUCCCAAAGUCUCUUAUUACUUCUUUGAUAUCAUCUGCUAUAACUGAGUUUCUGAGAGAAAUCAUGUUAGUGUGUUCAAUAUGAAAAAAGAAGCCGGCAAGGAACAAUAUUUGAGGCCUCUUCAGAAUGAACCAAUUUAUUUUUGUAUUUAAAUGAAUCGCGUAUAAAUUGGUUAACAUGUGUUUAAUAAUAAGAAGAAAAAAAGAAUGAGCUUAUUAACUAUCUGUAGAAAAAAUUGAGAAAAGGGAUGUGUUUAAAAUUAUAUUUUACCUGAAAGUAAAAGCCAUAUUUCUUGGAAUGUCUUGUCUGUGCAGUUUUAUGCCAUUGAUCUUGGCAAUGGGUCAUUUCAGGGUGGGAUUUGAUAGUAACUAUCACAUAAUCAAGGGAUCCAAUAAUAAGCACAGUUUCCAAGAACAAUAAAUAUUCAUUUUAAUUCCAAUCUGA